GAACGGGCGCGGAAGGGAAGCGGCGCGGCGUGUCCGGAGCGGGACCGGCCCCGCGGCGAUGGUGCCGGACGAGGCGCCGCAACCCGGGCCGGGGUCACCGCGGGGCAGCGCUGCGGCCGAGGGCGCCGCCGGCAGGAAGCAGCGCGCCUUCGCCCGGAGGAAGGCCUUCUCGCUGUUCGUCCAAGCGCGGGAGGUGCCGGGCGCUGCCGUGCGGUGGCGGUGCUGCCGGCUGGCGUUCGAGGAGCUCUCCGGCAUCCACCGGCAUGUGGCUCUACAACACGGCGGCGACAUCGGGCGGCAGGCGGAGCAGGCGGAGCAGGCGGCCGCGGAACGGAGCCCCGCGGGCGGCCCGGGUCCCGCGGGCGCGGCGGACGGGCCCGGCGGGCGCUCCCGCGGCGACCCCGAGAUCCACUGCGCGCUCCCGGACACGAGCCGCGUCAGCCACGGCGACCUGACCAGCAAGGUGGGAGAAGUCCUUCUGUAUUACUGCUACUGUGAGGUGAAGGAUCCAGAGAAACUCUGUGCUUGGCAAAAGGCUCUGUGCCAGCAUCUGCAUCUCACUGGCAAGGUACGAGUUGCUUCAGAAGGGAUUAAUGGGACAGUUGGUGGAAGCAAAGUAGCUACGAAUCUCUACAUUGAAGUUAUGCUUUCCCAGCCUCUGUUCAAAGACAUUUUGUGUCGAGAGGAUUUCAAGAGCAGUGCAGGAGGAGCUCACUGUUUCCCAGAUCUUCGAGUUGGAGUAUUCAAAGAAAUUGUACCUAUGGGCAUUGAUCCAAAGAUAGUGUCUUAUAAAGAAACUGGAAUCCAUUUAUCCCCUCAGGAAUUUCAUAGAGAAGUAGAACAGUAUUUGGCUCAGGCAAGUCAAGGAGAAAGUGAUACCAUCUUGCUGGACUGCAGGAACUUCUAUGAAAGUAAAAUAGGACAUUUCCAGGGCUGUCUGGCUCCAGAUAUCAGGAAGUUCAGCUAUUUUCCCAGCUACGUAGAUGAAAACCUCGAGCUUUUUAAAGACAAGCGCGUCCUGAUGUACUGCACAGGAGGGAUCCGUUGCGAAAGAGGCUCUGCUUACCUACGGAGCAAGGCAGUGUGCAGAGAGGUUUACCAACUAAAAGGUGGAAUUCACAAGUACCUGGAAGAGUUUCCAGAUGGAUUCUACAGGGGGAAGCUGUUUGUGUUUGAUGAUCGUUACGCCAUUUGUUCCAAUGAGGAUAUCAUCUCAGCUUGCAGAUACUGUGGCACGCUGUGGGAUCAGUAUACACUUUGUUCCAGCCAGCACUGCCGGCAGCUUGUCCUGACAUGUCCAAGUUGUCGCAACAAAGGUCUUACAGCUUGCUGUCCUGUUUGUCAAGAGAAAGAGCUCAAGGUGACUUCAAGGGCUUCAGGACAGACACUUAAGGAGGAAUGUGAAUGUACAAGCAGACGGCCAAGGGUACCAAUUGAACAUGUCUCACAAAGGAUGCUCGACACAGGAAAAGAUUAAUCUGUUUCGCUAAUGUGAAGGGCUUCUAUACCCAGAUCCCUAUCUGUUACUCAGUCAGGUUUGGAUAUCAUGAAGAUGUUUUGGCUUGGAAAGUCUUGUUCAUAUGCUGCCUUUAAGCCUAGAGUAUGCCCUGAAAACCAUCCAUUACUUGACCAUAAAUUACCAGAGUGCCCAACCCAUCACCAGCACUACAGGAUUUUUCUCACUGGGCAUAGUAUUGUACUGUGGCCUCUACCAUGGGGAUUUUGGAGCAGAGCAUGUGCGAUGGGGCACAGCUGCUCACAAUUCAAAAGAGGCUGAAGUGACAUAAAAACAAUUUCAUUCUUUUCCUCCUGCAUGGAGAUGGAUCUGUCUGACCUCCCCAUGAUUGUGCAUUUGCUUCAGUAGUUAGUGCUAGGGUGUGAAAAUGGGAUGUAUCAGUUGGAUGCAGGUGUGUGACCAGAUUAGAGCUGAAGAUGUUUUCCACACAAACGCCAUCUGCCUGCAUCUCUUGCUUUACACCAGUUAGAACUGAGGGGAAGUUACCUGAAGUCACUGACCUGACUCCUGUGUAAAACUGGCUGAAGGCAGUGUAAGGACCCCCCCUUGUAGCUGGUGCAAAGGCCCACAGAUCCACUUGGGUGUGACCUGUAGGAUGAACAGCAAAACUAAUCCUCAUUCCAGUGCUCUGUCUCCCAGGAAUUGUUUCCCUCAACUUGUUGGUACGUGAAAUAUCCAGGGCUCAGCUCUGCUUGCUCUAGAAAAAAUUGAUAGCUCAAAGCAUGUUGAAACUGAGAUGCACAGAGAGGGGAGCACAGAGACUGUCAAAAUACCAGCAUUAGGACACUGAAGUGAUGCUGACAUGCAUAAAUGCCAGCAACGGUGAUAAGGAGAUGCAGGAUCCUUUAACCAAGUUAAAUAAUUCAAGAUUUGGGGAGCACCCAUGCUUUGUAAAUAUGGGUCGAGUUUUUCAAAAGCUGUGAGAUAUUUAUGCAAUUUCCAGCUCCUAUUAGUGGAGAAAUUGUCUUUGAAUUUGAAGGGAUCCACAGCGUGUGAGCUUCAAAAUACUUCUCUGCCUGAUGCUUUGUGUGCCUGAUGCUGUAGAAUGUAAAGAAAGGUUUUAUUAAUAGUGUAGAAGAUGUGUCUUAACAGAAAAAUGUCUUUGAAACUUUCUGUCACUCUUGGUACUAAAUAGGCAUUCGGAAAUCAAAGUAACUUACUGGUUUGUUGGGGAUUUUUACUGGCAACUACUUUUAGAAGCAAGAAAAUGGUUUACUCAGGUUUCUGCAGUUGCUUAAUGACAGGGCAAUGUUAGUUUCAUAUAGAUUGUAACUUUCUCCCCCAGUGUUAUUAAUUCAGCAGGGCCUCGUUGUUGGCUUGACUAGCAACUUAAUGACAUGGGCAUUGGUUCAUUAAAGCCAUGGCAAGCAUUUCUUCUUACUUGCAGUAUCUAUCGCUACUGUGAAAUCAAGAGUUCAGCACUUUUCUUUAUGACCAUUCCUCUCAUGACGCAAAGCUUCAAAGCUUAUGGAUGUCUCCUUUGGGAAUCUUUCUAGGACGGUAUUUAACAGUUAAUCUGUGCACAAUCCAUACUGGAGAAGAAAUUGGAAAAUUCCCAUCAGUAGACAUCUUCAGUAGAAGUGGAGGCAGUACCCGUGGUCCCCUGGCAUCUUGCCUCCCAGGCUUUGCUGGCCAGUUAACCUCUGUGCUUUUGAGGACUGGAAUAUUUCUGGAAAAACAUGCAAGGUCUACUUGGAGGCCUGGUCUAGAGCACUGAUGGGAGUGCCUCAACCUGCACAGUAUGCUCUCUCUUUCCUUCGUAUAUUAGGCUAAAAAGAACACAUUUUUAUAAUUCAGUAUAUCAGCAAAUCUGGAACACUGUAACCUAUUUGGAAGGCUGUUUCUAUAUCACUUAUCAGUGCAGACUGGCAACAACUAUAUUUUAUAUGUAAACUUCUGAAACUCCUAUGAUGAUAAAUAACCUUAGUGCUUCCAUCAUAAUUUUUGAAGUACUGCACAAAUACACUUCACGUGUAUAUUGGAGGUGCUUAGUUCUGCAGAGGUAAAUGCUGAGACCUGGCUAGCUGUCUGCCACGUGGCAGACCUGGCUAGAAGCUACAACAGUGCUGGGAGCUGGAGAUUCUACCUCAAAGGCAGCGGGGCACCACGGGGCCUGUCCUCGUCCUUGCUGCGCUAAGGCAAGGGAGCUGAAGGGUUUGAGAGGUAGAGGCACAUACAGCCAGGUUUCCUGUGCUGCAGAGAGGGGAGAGAGCUAAGAGCCAUCUUGAGCCUUCCUCUCACAAGUUAUCCCAUAAGCAGCGCCUGUCUCCUGGCUUCUGGACUAGUUUUUGUCGGAUUAAUACAAAUAAGGCUUUGCCACGUGAAAUGCUGUGUGCUGGGAUCCAGGCAGGUCAGUGGUGAUGCCUGAGAGGAGGUGUGUUAGCUCCAGGAGAGGCGAGAGUUAAACAGGAUCGGCUGUGAGUGCCAGGUGCUGCAGUCAACAGAUGACUCUUUCCCCUUUUCCUGGAGAGCCGCUGCGACAAACAGUGAUCCAUUUUCUCCUAAAUACCACCAUUUUGUAGCUCCACUGCUGCACAGCUUGAUGCCUCCCAGAAAGCCCGAUGCCUCCCAGCACAGCCUGUCUCUGCUGCACAGCUCUCAGCUCUCCAGAGCAUCCUUCAGCAAAGCAGCUCUAUAAGGAUCAGCAGAGAAAACCUGAAGAGAUCCUGCCAGCUUAAUGUAUGUGUGGGCUGCAUGGUUACUUUGGAUGCUGCUACAGUAAAACAGGACAACAUUCUCACCCUUUUUUUUUUGGAUUUCGGGGCUAUUUUUUUUCAUUCAGGAAAAAAAAAUGCUGUUGUAGUAUCCAUGGUAGUGCUCCCUGCUCUGCAGAUGCGUCUCCUUACGUGUCUGGGUUUCUCAGGGCCAUCACAGGAUUUCCCAGGAUGAGAUUAAAACUUAUGUUCUUCUGAAGCAAAUGGAAUAGCUGAGCCUGUAUCACACACAUGGCAGUGCAUGGCUCAGCUGAAAUGCUGUGGCUCUGGUUUGAUGAUUUAGGUGACCAUGCAGAAGCCUGUGCAGUACGUAUGGCAGAAAGAGGCUGUCUGCCAGUUUCUUCCUUUUUUUUUUUUUUCUUUAAAUAUGUUUUCAAGUAUUUUUCUUCUGUACUCUUUUCAUUUUCUUAUAUGGAGCUUGCAGGGUGGGGGGAAGAAGCUAUAGCGAAGCAUUUUAUUUGACACCACUGACGCAUUUAUUAAGAUUUGAAGAGCAACAAAUAUGUUUCCUACAUUGCUGAAAGUACGGUGUUUCCCUGCUCUGUUGGUCAGAGCUACAUCAUGGGUGGUAUUUGCACAGCAGCUCUGAAGAAAUGUGUGGGACUUUUGCUGGAAUAUGUGUAAAACUCUGCAAAACUUCACUCUUAACAGAAGUGCACAGACAUUUCUAGCAAGUGAGAACCUUUUCUAGGACAUGUUGUCAUCAGACCAAGAAUAAGGCUUCAGUACAGCAAUGCUUCUGCCAGGAGGCUCUUCCUACCAAGCAGCAUCCCACCCACAUUAACAGCAGGAGUUUUGGAUGGGAAAGGGCCCUGUCCAAUCCACUGCACACCAGGGAGCUGCGAAAGCCUGAGGGGAAUUCCUCCCAGGCUAGGUGAUGAGUAGGAGGCCCCCAAAAUCUGUCAGAGUGUAUGCGGUGUAAGUGCAGCUCUGGAGUAUCUUACCGAACAGCUUUUUUAGGGGACAGCAUUUGUUGUUGUGUUUAUGCAGACAUUAGGGGUGGCAGUAAAAGAAACAAUCCCUAGCAGAACAAAAUGUAAUUAAUGGGCAUGGCCAUCUACACAAACUGGUAAAGAGCAAGAAUUUUACUCACGUCAAACCGAUGUCUGGGCACAUGGUUUUAACAUCAGGAGACUGAAGGGAGUGGGGAUUAGAAGAGAGGGCUCAGGUUUGCUGAUUAGUUAUGCCAUCUCUGUGGGGUAAGGAUUUGCAUCACAGCUCUAGAAGUGACUGCUGUCUUCAGACAUGCACAGGAUAGAAGGAUAUUAACCCAUUCUAAACAGCUCAAUUUUUGAGACUGUGUUAUAAUUGGUGGCCUUAAGUUCCAUUUAAUCAGGGGGUGUAGAUCAGUUUUUUCUAAGAAACACAGGGAUGCAUUUGAAACAGCAUCUCCAACUAAUUCGCUGAGCACAUGUCAGUAAAAAGUUGUAAUUCGCAUUCUUGAAAUCAGCCAUGUUUCCAGGUAGUAGAAGUGCUUGUUAAACUAGUUACUCCUCUGUAGUCACUUGAGAUCAAUUUGGGAAAAAAAAAAUAAAGUAUUUUUUUAAUACUUCUAUAA
This is a messenger RNA of Columba livia (rock pigeon), 5788 nucleotides long. It is a transcript of the gene TSTD2, whose product is annotated as thiosulfate sulfurtransferase like domain containing 2. The transcript is spliced from 9 exons. The coding region runs from base 59 to 1477 and encodes 472 amino acids. The record is from RefSeq and is a predicted model, not a curated record. Lineage: Eukaryota; Metazoa; Chordata; Aves; Columbiformes; Columbidae.